AUGGUGACUGCCAAGGCAUGGGCUCUGAAGAAGCAUUUUGAGGGUUUGCCCAAAACCAGCGACUUUGACCUGAAAACAAUAGAGCUGCCAAAGCUAAAGGAUGGAGAAUUACUGCUUGAAUCAGUGUUUCUCAGCGUUGAUCCUUACAUGAGACCUUACAGUCGAAGGGACAUGAAGGAAGGGGAUAUAAUGAUAGGCACACAGGUUGCCAGGAUUGUAGAAAGCAAGAAUCCUGCUUUCACAGUGGGGGCCUUUGUCGUAGCUAACAGUGGCUGGAGAACUCAUUUCAUCUCAGAUGGGAAAGGCCUACACUUGCUUCCUUCUGCUUGGCCAGAAUCACUCCCCAGAUCUCUCGCCCUUGGGACAGUUGGCAUGCCAGGCCUCACUGCGUAUUUUGGUCUGCUGGAGGUCUGCAAACUGAAGCCAGGAGAAACACUGCUGGUUAAUGCUGCAGCUGGUGCUGUGGGCUCUGUGGUGGGACAGCUUGCUAAAAUUGCAGGUUGUAAAGUGGUUGGCUCUGCUGGCUCAGAUCCCAAGGUUGCCUAUCUGAAAAAAUUAGGCUUUGAUGAAGCCUUUAAUUACAAGACUGUUGCAUCUUUGGAUGAAGCACUGCGUAAAGCCUCUCCUGACGGCUAUGACUGUUUCUUCGACAAUGUGGGUGGAGAAUUUUCCAGUAUUGCUAUCAACCACAUGAAGAAAUACGGAAGGAUUGCAGUUUGUGGAGCCAUCUCUCAGUACAAUAACACUGUGCCUCAGAAAGGGCCUUACAUUCAGGUGCAAAUGAUCUUCAAAGAGCUUCGAAUGGAAGGGUUUAUUGUGUCUCGCUGGAAUGACCGAAGGGAGGAAGGCUUGAAGGCACUGCUGAAAUGGGUCAUGGAGGGAAAAGUGAAGUACCAUGAACAGGUCACUGAAGGGUUUGAGAACAUGCCAGCAGCUUUCAUUGGAAUGUUACAGGGAGAAAAUCUUGGAAAAGCUAUAGUAAAAGUCUGA
Messenger RNA from Indicator indicator, 990 nucleotides. It is a transcript of the gene PTGR1, whose product is annotated as prostaglandin reductase 1. Lineage: Eukaryota; Metazoa; Chordata; Aves; Piciformes; Indicatoridae. Gene Ontology annotation, molecular function: 15-oxoprostaglandin 13-reductase [NAD(P)+] activity; 2-alkenal reductase [NAD(P)H] activity. Bases 1 to 990 code for a protein of 329 amino acids. Gene Ontology annotation, biological process: prostaglandin metabolic process. Gene Ontology annotation, cellular component: cytoplasm. The transcript has 9 exons. The record is from RefSeq and is a predicted model, not a curated record.